Pungitius pungitius (ninespine stickleback) is the source of this 2905-nucleotide messenger RNA. RefSeq names its product transcription regulator protein BACH2-like. The transcript has 5 exons. Gene Ontology annotation, biological process: regulation of transcription by RNA polymerase II. The coding region runs from base 138 to 2117 and encodes 659 amino acids. The record is from RefSeq and is a predicted model, not a curated record. Lineage: Eukaryota; Metazoa; Chordata; Actinopteri; Perciformes; Gasterosteidae. Gene Ontology annotation, molecular function: RNA polymerase II cis-regulatory region sequence-specific DNA binding; protein binding; DNA-binding transcription factor activity, RNA polymerase II-specific.
GUUUUUCUUGCUCCAAGUCGUCACAUGACAACAUUACGGUCCGUUUCCGGAUGUCGAGAAACGUCUCUAACGUACUCAAAACUCAUCAAUGGCAGUGCUAUUAUCGAGCUGACAUGACAGGCUGAGCUUUAUCCACCAUGUCGGUCCAAGCUCCUCGCAUGUCAGUGUUCACGUUUCAGUCUGCAGUGCACAGCGCCCAUGUUCUCCAGUGUCUGAAUGACCAGAGGCAGCAGGAUGUUCUGUGUGAUGUAACCGUGGUGGUGGAAAACAGGAGUUUCCGGGCCCACUGCUGUGUGUUGGCUUCCUGCAGUGAAUACUUUCACAGCAGGAUUGCCAAUGUCACGGGACAGAAUGCCAUCAUCACCUUGCCCGAUGAGGUGACCAUUGGGGGGUUCGAACCUUUGCUUCAAUUUGCCUACACAUCAAAGCUACCAUUCACCAAAGAAAACAUUCAUGCCAUUCACAGCAGUGCUGAGUAUUUAGGAUUUCAUGAUUUGGAGUCUGCAUGCUUUGAUUUCCUCAUCCCAAAGUAUUCUGAAGGCAAAAGCACAUUGCGAGAGGUCAAGCACAGAGUCUGUUGCCUGAGUCGGGAUCCCAGUGCCAGUUUUAGCCCCGGCACAAAAAGCAACCAACCAAAACCAUUGGAGUCACACAGCUCAGUGCCUUCAAGAGAGGAUGCACCAACAGAUUUACCAUCACAGUGUCCCUUGAGUCAGACAAACAGCGGGGAGAAACACUUUUGUUUGGAGAAUUGUGGGCCCCAGAUGACCCCCUUAUCUUCAGAGUUAACAAGCACUGUUGUGUGCCCCAUGCUGUCUUUGCCAUGCCCACAAACAGACAAAGCAGAUCACCCCUCACAGUUCUGUGAGACCGAUAUUUUAGAGAUAGAUGUGGGUAAUCAAAGUGGGUUGAGUUUGGCAGAUUGUGGCUUACCCUGUGAGCUGUCAACUCCAGGGGAUAUGAAUCUGCCAGAACUUAUUGAGCCAGCAGGCAGAGAUGUCAAGCAGACUGUGGAGACGCUCAUGGCUGAAACCAACUGUGACCCUGGUUCCUGUCCACUCAACACAUCAGGUGCAGAUGAUUGCCAUGCGCCACUAGAGCCAAGUGCGGCUUGCCUUGAAUCGAAAAUGGAAGGCGAUCCGACAGACCCUACACUAUCUGCUCUGAGUCCCGAAGAGGAAAACGGGGAGCGAAGCAGCGUGGAGAGGGAGGUAGCUGAGCAUCUGGCAAAAGGAUUUUGGUCUGACCUAUGUCCUUCUCAGGCUCAACCACUCCCUUUAGAGCCAAUGGACCAAAACAAUCUGGCAAAAGCAUCAGAUUUUCAUUGGCUUAAGCAGUUGGACCUGAGUUCCAAUGUAGGAGACUGUCCCUUCUUCAGGGACUUUGGGACAGGGGAUGACCCAGCCCCACACACUGACAGCCUGUCCCAGUCAGAGAAGAGCCCUUACAUGUCCUCCUCGCUCAACUCUGGGGACGACUCAGACCUGGACACAGAUGGGGACACUGAAGCCAACUACAAGAGAGCAGCAGAGAUUCAGCUCCCAUUCCCCGUGGAGCAGAUCUCAGCCCUGAGCCGGAGUGCCUUUCAGCAGCUUCUGAGACACCACAAUUUGACUCAAGAGCAGCUUGAAUUCGUCCAUCAUGUUCGCCGACGAAGCAAAAACCGCGCGGCUGCACAGCGCUGCCGAAAGAGGAAACUAGACAGCAUAUACCAGCUAGAAUGUGAAGUCAAAAGAUUAAGAAAUCAGAAGGAGCGGCUGCUGCACGAGCGAACCGACCUGGAACACAACCUGCAGGAGACGCGGCAGAGUCUGUGCGGUUUAUGUAAGAGUGUUAGCCUCGAAGCGGGCUCUGAUCAGGACCACUUGCAGCUUCUGGCCAAAGUCUCAUCAGACCCCCCCAUCCACUCCCCUCCUAUUUUGGGUGAAGAUGACGAGUCCCAUAUGCCUUUCAAAAUGGUAAGUUCUUCAGAGUGUGACCCGAGGAAGCCACCUGCAGACUCAGUUCAAACUGCUUCAGCUGCUACGGGCCCACAGGCGGAGGAGGCAGUUCCUCCACAGAGCUGCCUCUCCGUGUCUCGGCUCAAUGUCUGUCAACACAUGGACACCAGCUUAUGAUUGGACUCAAUCGCUCAAUACCUGUCUGUAUUCCACUGAAUAUUUUACUGUAUGAUAUUGGAGUCUUAAAGUGGCAAACAGAAAUGUCAAAUUUCCUUUGCUGUAUUUUUAAUAUGCAUUUCACUGUAGUAAACAAUCGAAUGCUCAUAACUUUGACAGAUUUUUAAAGCAAUUCUCUAAAUGUUUCCAUUUUGGAAUUACGAGGGAGUUCUUGAAAUUAAGUUCAUUUUUCAAAAGGAAACUUUACCUGACUGAAGAUUACCGCUUCAAACAUACGCCACAUACACACUUACAUACAUUUAUGAAAAUAUGAUGUUUCUUUUAUUUUGGACUCAUUCAUUAUAUUCAUAAUUAUUGUAUUCUAUCACCUAAUGUAUUAACUACCACUGUGCUUUGUCUUUGAUUAACUAUGCACAGUACUAACAUAGUUAUUAUCUUUUUUUUUUACAGUACAGGACAUAUAUUCUCGGCAUCAUCCUUUUAAUGCCAGUAUAUAGUGUGAAUGAAUAACUGUCAGUUUCCCCAGGUGUUUAAAGAAUAGUGAAAGUGUUGCAUGGGAAGAAAUGACCAUAUGUGAUGCAAAACGUGCCUUAUGCGGUAGUACAGUAUGAAUACAGAAAGACAAAAGGCAAUCCUUUUAUGUUUUUGUCUCAAGCACUGUUGCACAUUAAUUUACCCGGAGCCCACAUUGAUGGCCUUCUCUUACAUUAAAGUUUGUCUUCGUGUUGAGUAUUUUCUAUCAAAUUCUUUUAUGCAUUAAAGAUUUUAAUAAACAACAUUUUGUAACA